Venturia canescens is the source of this 2768-nucleotide messenger RNA. RefSeq names its product E3 ubiquitin-protein ligase TRIM23-like. The record is from RefSeq and is a predicted model, not a curated record. The transcript is spliced from 6 exons. Gene Ontology annotation, cellular component: plasma membrane; lysosomal membrane; cytoplasm. Gene Ontology annotation, biological process: intracellular protein transport; vesicle-mediated transport. NCBI's taxonomy places the organism in Eukaryota, Metazoa, Arthropoda, Insecta, Hymenoptera, Ichneumonidae. Gene Ontology annotation, molecular function: GTPase activity; GTP binding; zinc ion binding. Bases 97 to 1773 code for a protein of 558 amino acids.
AUAACAAAACAGCUGAUUUCAAUCGAAUGUUUGUUUGUGUAGGUUAGGACCUGCAUAUAAAAAAACACAAGUGAUUGUGAAUUGUGAGAGGGAAUCAUGACUGAAGACGUAGAUCGUUUAGGCAAAUGUUUCAAACGAUCGUUACAAGCCACUUCCAAAUCAAAUGUAUUAGAAUGUCGGGUUUGCGAAGAAGUUUUUUCCAUGGAUGGAGAAAAAGUACCGAGACUUUUGCAAUGUGGUCACACGGUGUGUCAUGCCUGUUUACUGCGUUUACCCGUUUCAAUGCUGGAUCAGCUCUAUCUCCUAUGUCCAUUUGACAGACAACCAACAAAGAUUCAUGACAAUGGUGUUUAUGGGCUAAAAAAAAAUUUUGCACUCAUAGAAUUACUUGAGCGUUUGGAACAAUCGAGCAGUGAAAAAUCUCUUGCGCUCGAAAGAGAAAAACUCCAAUCAACACAGUCUUGUGACGAGGAUGAAGCGCACCUUGCUGUGCUCUACUGUACAGUUUGUUCCAGUCAUCUGUGCGAAGCCUGUGACAUGAUAACUCAUUCCUCCAAGACUCUUACUAAACACAAGCGUGUUCCACUAUCCGAGAAACCCAGGGAGAAACCUAAGUGUCCCAUACACUCAACGCAUAUUGCAGAAUUCACUUGCAUUCAGGAAGGUUGUCAUAAUGCGCUUAUGUGUUACCUGUGCAAAGAUUAUGGUCGUCAUAGCAUUCAUAAGCCAGCCCUGGUUGAAAUGGAGGCAGAAAGUGUGCGGAAAUCCAUAGUAGCUGCACUCCAAAAAAUGACUCAGUUUAUGGAAAGCAUGAGGGAUACUGCUCACAGAAUAGAGACGGUUGUUCAAGAGCUGGAAGGUUGGGCGAUAGAAGAUGCGAAACAGAGGGUGAGACAACAUUUCGAAGAAUUACGUGCUCUUCUCGCAGAACAGGAGAAAGCCGCAAUGACGUGCGUCGAUACCGAAACACGUGGUAGAUUAUGCGCCCUUAGACAACAACAAAAAGACCUUACAGCAACGAGGUCACAUGUUGCCGGAGUUUGUAUACAAUGCGAAAGUAUACUCGACUCGGAAGACUGGAAACUUUUGAGUAGUGCCGAAAAAAUCAAAGAAGUGCUCGCAUCGUUGGAACAGCAGCAAAUACACUAUGCUCAACUUGGACCAGAUUUUUUGACUCCAGAAUCUUCCAUCCCUAUUAUAUUUAGCAGAGACAACAGAGUUUAUAUCGGUACGAAGAUAGACAUGAGAGUUGUUAUAUUGGGCCUGGAUGGUGCUGGGAAAACUAGUAUACUCUCGGCAAUGAGAGGGAUGACGUUAUCUGGUCCACCAAUUUCGACAAUCGGUUUCAACGUCGAGAGUCUGGAAUAUAAAAAUCUCAUGUUUACUCUGUGGGACGUCGGUGGACAACACAAAUUUAGACCGCUCUGGAAACAUUAUUAUCACAAUACACAAGCCGUUAUAUUCGUCGUUGAUGCUAGCGAUAGAACACGCUUUGAAGAAGCUCGUAAGGAAUUGUCCAAAAUCGUUAAUGAGCGCGAGCUAAAAGAUGCGUGGUUCUUAAUCUAUGCCAAUAAACAGGACAUAGCCGAUUGUGCAACAGCCGAGGAACUAACGGAUAUUUUAGCAUUGCAAAAAUUGUGCUGUGGCAGAGCAUGGCAUAUACAAGGUUCAACACCGAUUACGGACCCCGGCGGUUCGACUCAAGGACUUGAUUGGUUAACACAGCAGUUGGGUGCUCACGAAGGCUUAUAUUCAGUUCCCGUUUCGCAAUAAUGCAUUAUCGCUAGUCGGUUUUUCUCCCGAAUAAUGAAAAAAAUGUAAUUUGACUCUACAUUUAUUCUGUUGCGUUAUGAUUUUUGCGAGUUGCCUGUUAUCAGGUGAAGUAUUUCGUUCAAUUUGUCAUCCUGUGAUCUUACUCUAAUACCCUAAAGUAUAUGCAAGUAAAUUGAAGAUAUCUUCGAUGAAUAACGACAGAACAGCGAUUGUUUUUUACCAACAAAUCGAGUAGGCACGGCGAUUCGUCGGGGCAGAAGGAGAAUCAGAUUGAAAACCAGCUCGAGCAUGUCUAGAAAAGUCUUAUUCAUUUAUUACAUGGUUUAUUGGUGGCAUUUCUUCAGUUUUGUUGUUUCAUUUUUAUCUUUUUUUUUUAUAUAAUUUAUCAAUCAUUUUAUCACUCAGACAUGUUUGCACGCAUUCAUACCCAUCACUCAUCUCGACCGUCAAUUGUUUGCGGAUAAGGGCUCAGGGCAGGGGAUUCACGGUUAUUACACCGUAUGGAAAAUGACGUUAUAAUCUAUAUAUUCGUAUAGAGAUAUUAAAUUACUUCUUUUUUCUUUCACCUUCAUAUAAAAACACUUGUCAAACAAAAACGGAACAACUUAUAGUUUUUUUUUGGAGCUGUAGCGGUGCACGACACGGAUAAGGGUUGGAGCGGAGGGUGGAGGGGGCAGAAGUGGGCAAGUCCAAGAUCGCUAUUCUUCUGUUGAUUAAUCAUUCCUUCGAAUGUUUCUCUCUCAACUGUACGAUUCACACCGUUUUUUGUUUUAAAACAUGCGUUUUAGAUUUUAUACUUUAUGCUGAACAACGAAGAAUCGUGAUGUCAAAGGACUAGGAUAAAUGCUCAGGCUCACGAGUCGAUAAACAACUUUGAUGCCCGCUUAUUGACAUUGCAAUCAUCAUUAUAAAUAAGCAAUUUUUUUCGCGAUUUUUGCCUCUCCUUUUUUUCUUGUUAAAGUAUGAAAUGAAAUUUACAUAAAUGAUUCUUUAAC